This is a messenger RNA of Stegostoma tigrinum, 1549 nucleotides long. RefSeq names its product transcription factor HES-5-like. The transcript is spliced from 3 exons. The record is from RefSeq and is a predicted model, not a curated record. Lineage: Eukaryota; Metazoa; Chordata; Chondrichthyes; Orectolobiformes; Stegostomatidae. Gene Ontology annotation, cellular component: nucleus. The coding region runs from base 258 to 767 and encodes 169 amino acids. Gene Ontology annotation, molecular function: protein dimerization activity; DNA-binding transcription factor activity, RNA polymerase II-specific; RNA polymerase II cis-regulatory region sequence-specific DNA binding. Gene Ontology annotation, biological process: regulation of neurogenesis; anterior/posterior pattern specification; regulation of transcription by RNA polymerase II.
UGGUCCUCAGAGACUCUUGUAGACAAAGGGUUGAAAACGGCCCUUAAUUCAGCAUUUAGAAAGAAAAGCUUCUGCUAUUGUGACUCCGACGCUUUCGAUUGGCUGCCGACUGUGGGAAACACCAAGAGAAACAGGCACACGCUCUCUUAUGGUCAGGAGGAUGGAUAAAUAGAGAGGCUGGACCCCUUCCCUCAAGCAGCGUCUCUCCAGCCGAUCCCAGUCCCACUACUAACUGCGGUGCAGUCUGCUCCGAAAGAAUGGCUCCUAAAACCUCCGGUGGCAUCCCAAAGGAACAUCCGGAGGAAAAGGCCACACGAAAGGAAAAGUACAAGUUGAUGAAGCCAAUUAUAGAAAAAAAGCGCCGAGAUCGCAUCAACAGCAGCAUUGGGCAACUCAAGGCUUUAUUGAGGGAAGAAUUUCAGAAUCAGGAACCCAACAUGAAAAUGGAGAAAGCUGACAUCUUGGAGAUGACCGUGAAUUACCUGAGACUUCAUAACCAGAGAAUGUUCACGGUGACCUACAGCAAGACCCUGGCCCAGAAUUUUAAAGAAGGCUAUUCGCGCUGUCUGCAGGAGAUUCAGCAUUUCAGCUUCUCCCCUGAGGGCAAGAAAGGCAUGCAGAACAAACUCGUGAACCAUUUGCACAGGGCUCAGGAGCCGGCUAAGGGCCCGUGUUACCCGCUUCCUCCCAUGCAUCUUCCUGUCUGUCAACCGGCCAUCAAGCAAGAACUGAAACCCAGCGUUACAACGCUCUGGAGGCCCUGGUAGGAUAGAGGUGAAAGAUCCCUGGACUUUUGCAAUAAGCAAGGAAGGGAAAGUUACACGCAUGAAACGCUAGAGUUGUACCCUGGCGUGAAAUAGUAUUCCACAAUGGAAGAACUGUCAUUAAUGCUCUUCGUUCAAGAAAAUUGGAAUUAUUUUAAUAUAUGAACUAUUUUCAUUUAAUUUUAAAAUGUGACCUUCAGGGUAUGAAGUAUUCUGCAACAUUUGUAGGUGACUAUUAUCAUACCUAAGCUGGCAGCUAACUCGGUCAUUGUGCUGACUUUUACAUGUAGGCAGUGCUGUCUGAGCUGUUCUUUUAUAAAGGAAUGUCAGUGAUAUGUUGAGUAGUCUUCUUACUGAGGACUGUCUGUAUCUUUUUAAAAGGAUGUGCCUUGAGCGUAUGCUUAUAUAUCAGUAUGCAGACGAUUGUCGUAGAGUGCCUUGCAUUAUAGUGAGUUUUUCAAUAUUUAGAGAUAAAUCGAUUCAAUUUUACCUUGUGUAUCGUCGGUGGCAAGUAUUUCGUUCUGUUCCGUUUCAUAAUGUUCUCUGUAUAUAACAGGAAUUCACUGCUUGUAUUAUCUCCUGCAUAUUAAUACAAAUUCUUCCUUGGCUACUAUCUAAAUGCCCCUGCAUUGUAGCAAUGCUGAAUCUGAAUCAAGCCUCACCCUUAAUCCCAGAUUUCACUAUAUAUUGCAUUGUAACAAUGCUGACCGAAAUAUACUCCUAAUUAGGUGUAAAUAAGUCCGAUCUGUACUAAUGGUGAAUCCGUGCACAAGUUAUAAUCACAA